UAUGUUGUUGUGUUCAUGUGACGCUUGGUGGGAGUCAGAGAGGUAGACGUCCGGGAUACACACACAAACACACACACACACACACACACACACACACACACACACACACACACACGGGUCUGAACGGGAUGCCCGCGUGACUGCAGGGAGGAAAGAGGCGACGGAGAGGUAGGAGGAGGGGGUCUAUAGGUGCGUGAGUGGACCACCACCGCAAAACCCCCGAGGUAACGUUGUGAAAGAUUGAAAACUGUGAAGAAACACCGACCCCGGCCCGGCAGCUAUUUUUGGUGCAGUUUGAAAAUCAAUGGAGGAUAUAUAUUUCCUGUUCAUGUCGAGGUAAUAAGUCUUCGCUUCCCGAACGCACCGAUGUGAUCUUGGGGCUUUGAUCUCCACGCCGUUGUUUCCCCUUUCUCCUUACGUGACGGGAUGAAGAGGAGCCAAGAGAAGGUCGGAGAGGGCACAUGUUCGGAUGUAGCUCCUCUGGGGUGGACACACGACGUGGCCGGCUCAUGUUAUCUCUUUUGAGAGGUGAAACGACGAGGGAUCAGCUGCUUUCCUUGGGAUGCUUUUUACGUCCUGCGGCCUGCUCGGGUCUGCAGUUACCGUAAUGCUAGUGACGCGAGGGGGCAGAAGAAGAAGAAGAGGGAGCAACGAGAAGCAUACCAGUAUAACAGUGAUUUCUAAUAUGUUUGUUUGUGGUCUAACCAGUGCGCAUGACUGAGCCAAAUAAUGCUGAGACUGCUUUCUCAAGGCUGUAGUGGGAAAAAUGGACAAUGUAUAGACUAAAACAAUCAUGGCUGAAACGUCAAAUGAGGUGAGUAAAGUGGCUGUGAGAGUGUAGUGGCUGCUCAAUUCUCCACUUUCUGCUGACAAAGUUCUUGGACUCCCUGACUGGACUACACCAUGGGGCAUUGCGGAGAACCUAUGGCACUUGCCAGUGGAGAGAUUGGUGCAUGAUUUUGAUAGAGUGGAGCCCUGAAGCCAGCAUUUAUGUCUCUCCCUUUUCUACUCUCCUGCACUUCUACCCACAUAGCUGAGCUUUGAUUUAUGAAGGAGGAGUAAGAGUGAUAUCUCGCCAAUCUUCCUCCACAAGCAUGCCUUCACCAUCCGACUCCAGUAGCGUGGCUUCAGCCUCAGGGUCUCGAGGAUGGUCCGACAGCCGCAGGGGCAUGUCUGGUCGGGCGCCUGGUGGGGCUCGCCUGCUCCUGUACCUGGGGCUUUGCCACCUGGGCCUGGGGGGCAUGGUCCUGGCCUUCUCUUUUACCAGCAUAGCCUUCACCUCCUCAGCCCGUGUUAGGCAGUCCUGUCCGUUCUGGGCUGGAUUCUUUGUGGUGGCGUCAGGGAUAGUUGGAAUCAUCUCAUGGAGGAGACCUCUUACACUGGUGGUGUCUCUGUUCAUGCUGCUGUCUGCAGUGUGUGUGAUCCUCAGUCUGGCAGGCUCUAUGCUCUCCUGUCAGAACGCACAGAUGGUCAAGUCCUUGCUCACCUGCCAGGUGGACAAUGGUCAUUGUGUCUGUUGUCCACCCUCACACUCCUGCUCCAUCACAGAAGAGGAGACCCUGGUCCUCUAUCUGAAUGCUAACUGUCACGGCAUCAGAAAGCAGCUAAAGGACCUUUUGUUCAGUGCAUGUGGUCUCAGCAUUCUCUCCACCAUCAUCUGUACUCUGUCCACUGUGACCUGCAGUAUUCACAUAUUCUCUCUGGACCUUGUGCACCUGCUGGCCCCACAUCGCUCUCGCUCGGUCAACCCAGAAUGCACCACUCCCCAGGACGCCUUUCUGACCAACAUCAUGGACUUUGAGGAGUUUGUACCACCCAUCCCUCCGCCCCCAUAUUAUCCUCCUGAGUACACCUGCAGCUCUGAAACAGAUGCUCAGAGCAUCACCUAUAAUGGGUCCAUGGAGAGUCCUGUCCCUCUCUACCCCACUGACUGCCCCCCUCCUUAUGAAGCUGUGAUGGGACAAAGAGCUGCGAGCCAGGCAACAAUGUAUGAUGCCCACGGCACUGAGCUGUCUGGAGAGAGAGGAACUUCUACUGCCUUCAGUGGAGAAGUUUCCAUGGACAGUGGCUCUCUUCUGAUGUCAGAGAUUGUGGACAUACCCGAUGAUUCGUCCCCGUCUGAGGACUCCUGUCUGAUGGAGGUUGGUCUGAGGAACCAGGGGGAGAGGGGAACCAGGAGUGCAGGUGAGGGGGGAGAUGGAGGAGAGAGCAGUGAGUACAUCAGCUUUCGAGGCCCGCCAUCUCAAACACCCGAGAGUCCACUGGCUGGAGGGCCGAGAGCCAGGCGCUUCGUCAGAGGGGAGAGGUCCAAUUCCUGCUCUUCCCCCAGCACUGCGACCACCACAUACAGGUCUCCAGUUUUACAUCGCCAGGCCAUGCUAGCUAGUAGCUGUUCCCAGCUGGAAGCUAUAGGAAACUCCACCUCUCAACAGCAUUCCUCUGUCACAGACACACAUGACCACUCCUCCUUUCCUUCACGCCAAGGAGCUGCACCGACCUCCUCUGCUCCUCCCAUUUCCCCUUCCGCUGCCCUUGAGCAAAUUGCUGGUCAGGGUAACAGGCCACAGUUCCUGGGCCAACUGUUGAACCUCCGACGAAGGGCUGCGAAAAGUGAAAAGGAUGGAGAAGGUUUAAGAAGGGAUAGCGAGGGGCUCCUACGUCUGGUGAGGUCACACAGUGAGCCAGGCUUUGGCUCCUCCACUGAUACAGUUGACUUUGGCUCUGGAGGAAGCAAAGCAUCUACAGACACAGGUCCGUCCUCUGAGGCAUGUUUGUUGCCGCGCACCUCUUUGCCUCCUGCAGCAGCUUUGCCAAGGAAAGGCAGCAUGAAAUCAGCAGCAGCCACCGGGGUACAGGUUCCCUCCAAACAGCCACCCACCUCACCUCUGCGUUUACCUAAAGAAUGCAACCGUUCUCUUGGAGACCUUAAGGUGACUCGAGUUUUGAUGGCUCGCCUCCUGCAGCGCUCCAGACGCAACCUCUCGCCCUCCUCUGAGCAUGCUGGGAACACAGGGCAGGGGCAGAAAAGGAGGUCUGGAGCUGAGGGUGCUGCCACCAACCAUCUGCCUUUGGAACAAGUUUUGCGGACCACUUGGAGCACCAGCCGAGGACCCCCCACCCAUCACUCUCAUCGCCGUGGACACCACCAUUCCCACAGUGACAGUCGCCACAACCGACAAUACAGCGGCCGGGCUCCAGAGGGGAUCCACCUGCGCAGCUGUGGGGAUUUAAGCUCCACCUCCUCUUUGUCGCUACGUAGAUUGGUGACACCUCAUCCUCCGCAUGGGUCAUCAGGAGCUCUCUACUUUGAGUCCGUGCUCUGAGGAGGAGAGGAGAGUAGAGUCCACAGAGUUGUAAUGAAGUUGAGGGUGGGAGGAAAUAAGGCAGGUGAAGAUACAAGGAAGAUCUAAGGCGGUUUAAGUGGAGACAUCCAGUACUGAAUCUUGAAUGACUUCCCUUCAUAUCCUCCAUAUCACCUGAAGCCAGCUGUGCAAAUGGCCUUAUUCAGUGGUGCUCUUUAUCACUCUGAACAUCAACCUCCGAUACUUUUCAGGAUCAGUGAAACGGUCACUGGAAGCUUUUUUCUUGACCGUGGCGUCCCUGUUUAAACAAAGUUAUUCAAAAACUGGCCGAGACAACAAAUCAGAGGCAUUUUUCUUUGCUGUAUUCUCAAGUCCCUCUCUCACACCUUGUCUAAAUAUGUAUUUUCCUCCAGGCUGGGGGGGAAAGUCAACGAGCAUUCAUGCUACAACAGCCACUGACUCACAUGUCUAUUCCAUAAUUAUGGAUCGCAAUAUGCGUUUGACCCUUUUUACAUUGCUAUCCAUCCACAGGAUCACUCAGGUCAAGUGAUCACAGAAAUCCUUAUUUUGUCUUCCAUUUAUUACAAAAUUGCGUCUCGAAAUAAAAAAUUAGUAAGAGGAGUACAAUCAAAGAUAAUCAGAUGUGGUUGCACAUGAGGACAACUGCUCCCACGUGCUAAGUCUUUUACUGAGUUGCUGAUUUUUUCCUUUGUUUUGCAAACUCAGAUUCAUACUUUCUCGACACCCUUCCACCUACACUUUGGCCUUCAAAGAAGAAGCAGCCUGCAUUUUUCACGUUAACCUUAACGCACGCCACAGAAACAUACUCAGCCUUUGAAAUAUAUUCUCUGAGGGUGGUGCUUGGACACAGUGGUUUGAUUUGCAGAUGUGCAUGUUUUUGCUACAGCCUCCCAAAUACAGCAGGAACCUUGUGCAUUCAAUCGUGACAGUCUGUGUAACUGAGUAACACAACCUCAGAAUGUCUUUAUCUGCAUGUUUUGACAAUGCUUCUGAAUUUUUUUCCUCUUGCACCCAAGACCUAUAAUGGUUGCCAUUUUAAAAUGUGUGUGAGUGUUAACAUAUAGCUGAAGGAGAAGGUCAGAAUCAAAGAUGGUGCAUUGCUCCUGAAGUUUCCUUCCAGAUGGCUCCAAACAUGCCUCAGCAUCUUGAUUUAAAUUUGAUAGGGUUUUGAAAGUGUUUAUAGUGCAUAGGUAUUUAAGUGACUCUGGUGAGAGCAGCCUGAUCUUGUAAGAUAAAGAGGAGUAAACUGCACUCUGAUCAUAUGAGGAGUCUGUUGCAAUAAAUGUACAGACAAUAUUUUAAUGACGUUUGUCUUCAAACUAUUUGGUGGCACACUUCUCUAUGGACCUGCAGGGCUUGUGGAUGGGUGCUGACAAUCCAGUGACGCUGAACCUAAGGGGUCAGACUGAUCAGGAUUCUUGAAUUUUAAAUGUUUCAAUAUUUGUGGCCAAUUGGAGUUUUUUUUGUCUUUGAAAGUUGUUUUUGGUGUGCUCACAAAGUGAUGAUAUUGACCCCAUAAGAGUAAUGGUACAUUUUGGAUACACUCAUAUUUAAUUAACCAAUUUUAAAAAUGUACAUAAUACACUAUUAGCCUGCACACAGAUACAGACACACAAAUACACUCCCCUAUAAAGGCACUGAGCUGUAUUUCUACCUCUCUUGUCUUGCGUGGAUUAUUAUUUAUUUGAGAAAAAAAUGUAUCUGUAUGACAGGAUAACCAGGAUAGAGCCUUGUUACCUGAAUAAUAAAUCUAUCUAAAUAUGACAACUAUUCCAAAACUGUAAUGCUGUUUUAAUGGCAAAGCUUUCAAUGCAAGUUAUGUAUUUCAAGAUAUGAAAUAAAUGAAAGACAUCAAAUAAAAAUA
Labrus mixtus (cuckoo wrasse) is the source of this 5187-nucleotide messenger RNA. It is a transcript of the gene entrep3, whose product is annotated as family with sequence similarity 189 member B. Gene Ontology annotation, cellular component: membrane. Bases 1095 to 3323 code for a protein of 742 amino acids. The transcript is spliced from 14 exons. The record is from RefSeq and is a predicted model, not a curated record. NCBI's taxonomy places the organism in Eukaryota, Metazoa, Chordata, Actinopteri, Labriformes, Labridae.